AUGAAGUAUUUAACCGUGAUUGUAACAUUGUUGUUACAAAUAAUAGCAGUUUCAAAUGCGGAACACACUAAUAACUGGGCUGUUUUAGUUUCAACAUCGAGAUUUUGGUUCAACUAUAGACAUAUGGCGAAUGUGUUGAGUAUGUAUAGGACAGUGAAAAGAUUAGGUAUCCCGGAUUCCCAAAUUAUUCUGAUGUUAAGCGAUGAUGUCGCUUGUAAUUCCAGAAAUUUAUUUCCAGGUAGUGUAUUUAACAACAAAGAUCAUGCUAUCGACCUAUAUGGUGAUAAUGUUGAGGUUGACUAUAGAGGAUAUGAAGUUACGGUAGAAAAUUUUAUUAGAUUAUUAACAGAUAGAUGGUCUGAAGAUCAGCCAAAAUCUAAGCGAUUAUUGACCGAUGAGAAUUCGAACAUUCUGGUGUAUAUGACUGGACAUGGAGGUGAUGAUUUCUUAAAAUUCCAAGAUGCUGAAGAAAUUGCGUCUGAGGAUAUCGCAGAUGCCUUUGCACAAAUGUAUGAAAAGAAAAGAUAUAAUGAGAUUUUCUUCAUGAUUGAUACUUGUCAAGCGAACACUAUGUACUCCAAGUUCUAUUCACCAAACAUUUUGGCAGUUGGAUCUAGUAGAUUUGAAGAAAGUUCAUACUCACACCAUUCUGAUGUUGAAAUUGGUGUUGCUGUUAUUGAUAGAUUUACAUAUUAUACCUUAGAAUUUAUGGAAACCAUUGAGAAGGAUUCCGAUUUGACCUUGCAAGAUUUAUUUGAUUCGUAUACUUUUGAAAAGGUUCACUCUCAUGUAGGUGUUAGAACAGAUCUUAUAGAGAGAGAUCCAAAGGAUAUAUUGAUUACAGAUUUCUUUGGUAACGUUCAAAAUCUAAUACCGGAUAAUAAUGCGAAGUUUUCGGAUGCUAAAAUGAAGGAUUCUGAUAACAUCAUCAAUCUUUCUAUUCAAAAGGAAUCUGAAAUUGCACAAGUUGAAAAAAGUCACAGAAUUAUUAAUAAUACUUUUACGAAAGCACUAGGUAAUAAUAACUUUAAAGUAGCAUCAGGUGAAUCUAAUAGUUAUUCUUCAUUGAUUGGUUUAGGUGCUUUCGCCUUGAUUGCUCUUUCAAUCUUGUUAUCAAAAUAA
Maudiozyma barnettii is the source of this 1122-nucleotide messenger RNA. RefSeq names its product GPI-anchor transamidase (gene GPI8). The coding region runs from base 1 to 1122 and encodes 373 amino acids. Gene Ontology annotation, molecular function: GPI-anchor transamidase activity. The transcript has a single exon. Lineage: Eukaryota; Fungi; Ascomycota; Saccharomycetes; Saccharomycetales; Saccharomycetaceae. The record is from RefSeq and is a predicted model, not a curated record. Gene Ontology annotation, biological process: proteolysis; protein localization to cell surface; attachment of GPI anchor to protein. Gene Ontology annotation, cellular component: GPI-anchor transamidase complex.